This is a messenger RNA of Plasmodium gallinaceum, 2106 nucleotides long. Its product is annotated as conserved Plasmodium protein, unknown function. The record is from RefSeq and is a predicted model, not a curated record. NCBI's taxonomy places the organism in Eukaryota, Apicomplexa, Aconoidasida, Haemosporida, Plasmodiidae. The transcript has a single exon. The coding region runs from base 1 to 2106 and encodes 701 amino acids.
AUGUUUAAGAAAUAUUUCUUAUUUUUAACUGUAUCCAUAUUUAGUAUUAUUUUAGUAUUAUUUAAAAAAGUAAAACAUGAAAAAUUUAAUUUGAAAUAUUCAAAAAACAGUGAAUGCUAUUUAAAUAAUGAAAUUUGCAGUGACGAUGAUAGCAAUUUUAAGAACAAUCGUGAAUAUGAUAUUGUGAAUUACAAUAGUAUACAUAAUAAUAAAUAUAAGGAUGCAAUUAGUCAUAUAUUAUAUCCACUUUUUUCAGAAACGAAUAAUGAAACUAAAAUUGAACAAAUAAUUUCUUUAUUUUUAGAAUUUUUUGAAAAUACAAAAUUUUUUUUUAUUAUCUCCUUUAGAUCAAUUUUAAAUAUAUUAGAUUCAUAUGGAAUAUUAUUAAUAUCAUUAAUAAAAUUACUUUUCUUGUGGUUCAUUAUUAUUGAGCCUUAUAUGAUAUUGCUAUUUUUUAAAUUAAAAAAAUUCUAUUUAAAUUCAAAUUACAAAACAAAAAAAUAUAUAAUAUAUAUAAUAACAGUAUUAUCAGCAUUUUCUUAUCUUGUUCAUGCAGGGGUAGUAAAAUACUUUUUAAUUAGAAUUUCUAAUUUUUACGAAUUAUUCAUAAAAAAAUUAUUUAAGAUAAAUAAAUUUUUGUUUAAUAUAUUUCCUUAUAUAGUCAGUCUUUUGUUAUAUACUAUUAUAAUAAAAACUGUUUCAAUUUCUAUUAUUUCAUUUUUUAUUUAUUCCUUUUUUUUUCCAUUUCCGUCAAUUUAUUCACUAAUAAUAAUUAUUAAGUAUAUCUAUUUGCCAAAUAUAAAUGAAUGUGUUAUCAGUUCUUUAUCAGAAAACAACUAUUUAGCAAAUAAUACUGAUGACGCUUAUGACAAUCCGAUAAAUAGCGAAAGUGGUAAUAUAAAUAUUGAUGAUGAAAGUAUUGAUAAUGAAAGAAUUGAUAAUGAAUUAGAGGAAAACAAGAAAACAACUAAAAUUAAUCGAGAAAUAAAAAAAGAUAAUAAAAAAAUAGAAAUUAAAAAAAUAAAAAAAGAACAAGAAGAAGAAAAAGAAAACAAAAAGAAAGUAACAGAUAAAGAACAAUACAAUGAAGAAAAAAAAGAAGAAGUAAAUAAAAAGAGUAAAAAAAAAAAUAAUACAAAUGUUGAAAAAAGAAAUGAAAUUAAAGAGAUAGAAAAAAUUUCUUUUAAAAAUAAUUCAGAAAAUAAACUAGUACCACAAAUUAAAAACGAGAAACCUAUUGAGCCUUUUAGCAACAAACAAAGUGAUUAUAAGAUAACUAAGUUAUUUAAAAAAAAUGAAAAAAAUAAUAUAUUUUAUUACGACGUUUCCUUUUUAUUAGAGUACUGGUUGUUUAUUAAUAUCUUAAAAUUUUUAAAUUUGUUGUUUUUUUUUAAUACGUAUAACAAAAUCCUUUUUUUGUAUGAAUAUUUUAUUCUGUUUGUUAUAAUAAUUAAUAUUAGUGAAAAAUUACACGAAUUUUUAUUUAUAAAAAAUUACAAAUCAUCAAUAUUGGUUCGUAUUUUAAAAAAAAUUUUGGUUAAUAUUGUUGAUUUUAUUUUGUACUUUUUAUUCAAUAUAAGAAUAAAAAAUGAGGAGAAACAAGGGGUAAAACAAAAUGAUGAUUGUGAUUUUCAGUAUAUUCAUAGAAGUAAUUUAUUAAUUAAAUUAUCAAAAAUUAUUAAAAAAAAGAUUAAAUUGAACGAAACAGUAAAGUUAAUUUUUUCCUUUUUAAAAUCUGUUAUUACAGAAAAUGUUACAGAAAGUGUUAAGUUACCAUUUUAUAUAAAAUUUUCCAUUAAUUUAUUAAUUUACAUGCCACAAUUAAUUUUGUUGAUUUUUCCUACAUUUGUUCUAAAAAUUUAUUUCGCGUAUUUCUUUUAUAUUUUCCCAAUUUUCGGAUCUCUCAAAUGCUUAGAAAAAAAAAAUUCAUUUCAUGAUAAAAUAUAUUUUAUAUGUUAUUUUUUUUUUUACAAUAUUGCAUCUGUUACAGUAAAUCAUACAUUUUUCAAAUUCCUACCUCUUCAUAAUUUAUAUAAAAUUUUGAUAACAAUUUCUAUUCAAACGAUUCUUAAAUACAUUUUUAAUGUUCUUAAAAUAAAAAAUUAA